Yamadazyma jaroonii is the source of this 702-nucleotide messenger RNA. The record is from the annotation of a GenBank genome assembly. Lineage: Eukaryota; Fungi; Ascomycota; Pichiomycetes; Serinales; Debaryomycetaceae.
AUGUUAUUCAAAUAUAAUACAUUCUUAACUUCUGCAGGUUUAAGAGGUGCCCAAUUGGUAUUAACUAUCAUCACUUUAGGGUUAGCAGCAGCUAAUGUUUCAUAUGUUGCUUAUGACAGAGCUAAUUUCAGUGUUGCUGUUACUGUGAUAUCCUUAAUUUACUUAGUAUUGGUAUCAGUUCCAAUGACUUUAGCUUUUAUUCCUCACAUUGUGUUGAUAAUUGGUGAAUCCAUAAUGUGGGUUUUCUGGUUAGCUUUAUUUGCUUGUAAUGCUGAUGUAUUUGGAGCUGCCAGUUGUUCAGUUCAUUAUUAUUAUUAUUAUACUAGUGAUGGUUAUGAAAAUUUCUGUAGAACUGGUAAAGCCCUUAUUGCUAUGGGAGUUAUUAAUUGGCUUUUAUUUACUGCAUCUCUUGUAUUGAUGAUUCUUUAUACCAUUAUCCCAAUGAGUUCAACAUUAACAUCAAUGAGUAAAGGAGAUAUGGUUUUAGGGGGUAUUUUCCAUCAUCAAAUUGAUGGUACUGUAACUAAAGAGAGUGAUGUUGAUAUUGAAAAACAUGAAGAUGGUUCUGAUGUUUUACCUGAACCAACUGUAACUGAACCAAUUACUGAUGAACCAGUUGUUAGUGGACCAGUUGCCACUGAACCUACUUUAGAUCCUGCUACUGGAACUGUUGAAACUACUGAACCUGUUACUAAACCUUAG